Messenger RNA from Dovyalis caffra, 351 nucleotides. The record is from the annotation of a GenBank genome assembly. Lineage: Eukaryota; Viridiplantae; Streptophyta; Magnoliopsida; Malpighiales; Salicaceae.
AUGGAGGUAAUAGAAGGAGAUGGAGGUGUUGGUACUAUUGUCAAACUUAUAUUUCCUCCAGGAACUCCUGGUGGUUACUUCAAGGAAAUAUUCAGGAUUAUGGAUGAUGAAAAACAGGUAAAAGAAACGGAAACGAUAGAGGGAGGAUACAAAGAUCUCGGCUUCGAUGUUUAUCGCAUUCGCUUUGAGAUCAUUGCGAAAGAUGCUGAAUCAGCCAUUAUUAGAUCCACUAUCAAAUAUGAGAUAGAUGACACAAAAGCCGAGCUCGUUUCUCUUGUCACCACCAAGCCACUGCAAACUAUGGCAGAAGAAAUUGGAAAAUAUGUUAGUGAGAAGAAAUCUGCUGUGUAA